This is a messenger RNA of Monosiga brevicollis MX1, 2586 nucleotides long. RefSeq lists its product as uncharacterized. Bases 1 to 2292 code for a protein of 763 amino acids. The record is from RefSeq and is a predicted model, not a curated record. Gene Ontology annotation, cellular component: ribosome; cytosolic large ribosomal subunit. Gene Ontology annotation, biological process: translation. The transcript has 13 exons. Gene Ontology annotation, molecular function: structural constituent of ribosome. NCBI's taxonomy places the organism in Eukaryota, Choanoflagellata, Craspedida, Salpingoecidae.
AUGCGCCUCUUGGAAUUCCUCAGCCGCCUGGGCUGCCUGCAUCUGCUCCCAUCGCUCCUGCUCCUGCUGACGGGCAGCAUGACGUCGAAGAAAAAGACCGUCAACAUGUCGGACGCCCUCACCUGGCAGAUUGUUAAGAAGAACAACCGUUACAUCAACCGUAACGGUACCGGCGACCGCCGCUACUUCAGCACUGAGGAGACCAACAUCACCAAGUUGCACAGCUUCCGUGCCAGCGGUCUCGCCAACUCCAAGGCUUUUGGUGUUCGCCCCAUUGCCGGCGCCAAGGGUGUUGAGAUUGUGGCCAAGAACCCCAAGUAUGCUUCUCAGCCCAAGAAGAACGUGUACACUGUCAAGCUGACCAAGGGUGCCCGUGCCUCCAUGCGCUCCGUCAAGGGCCUGGCUGCCACCAGCUACUACCGCCCCGACCUGUCCAAGGCUGCCCAGAAGCGCGUGGCCCAGAUUGUCCGAUCCCAGAAGGCUCAGGUUGUCUGCAUAUUCAUGUUGUGGCUGGCUUUGAGCGGCCGAGCUGGGCUCCUCACCUACCGCAACCGCUACCGCUUCACUCUGAAGAAUAUGAUUCAAAGAGAAGAGAGAGAGACGAAACAAAGGGUAAAUAUGAGAGAGCGGGAGCUAUCGCAUCCACAUAAAACUGUACACGGAUCAGAGAAGACACCAAAUUCAUGUUCCAUCUCAGAGAACAUCCAUCACCAAGCUCAAACAGCGAGAGAGAGAGUAAGAAAAGGUGUGUGUGUGUCUCUGUCUCUGUCUCUGUCUCUGUCUCUGUCUCUGUCUCUGUCUCUGUCUCUGUCUCUGUCUCUGUCUCUGUCUCUGUCUCUGUCUCUGUCUCUGUCUCUGUCUCUGUCUCUGUCUCUCUCUGUCUGUCUCUCUCUCUCUCUGUCUCUCUCUGUCUCUCUCUCUCUCUCUCCAGCCCCGGCUGCUCCAGCUCCGGCCGCCGCUGCCCCGGCUUCCGCAAAGAGUGACAACAAAAAUCCUGCUCGUCGGCGCGAGCAGCUCAUUCAGCUAGCUCCCGUCCAAGUCGACUCGGCCAAAACCAUCAGCACGCAAAAGCUCAUUGAACAGCAAGUCAAGGCCGCCGGGGUCUUUGAUAACAGCAGUGGCAUGCGGCGCGUCGAUCUGGCCAGCCUCGAACGCAAUGGCGUGGCUUCGGCUGGCCCUUCCGCCGUUUCUGCUCCAACGCCCGUCAUCACGCCCAUCGGCGGUGGUGCACCCGUGCCCACAGCCUCGGCCCCCGUCGCCGCCAACACCCCGGCCCCAGAGUUCCCGCCUGAAAUGUCGGACCACCCCGCCGUUGAGGCCCUGCGUGUCUCACGCCACUGUCUUGAGCAGGCUCAAGGAGCUUUGCAGGAGCGUUGGACUGCUGCCAAGGCUCACGUUGACAAGGAGUUUCAGCGCUUCACUCAAGCCGUCGUCGCACGCCACACCGCUCUGCUGCGCGAGAUCGACGACAAGAUGUUCCAAGAGUCGGCCCUCUUGGCCAAGCGACAGACAAUGCUGGGACGCUUGACGGUCGAGCUGCAAAGCUGCAUGAUUCGAGGUGUAGACCCAGAGCUGGCCCUGAAGCUCGAAAGCUUUCGUCAAACGAGUGAGGUCGACGUCGACCACUGGUUUGCGGACCGGGUCACGCUGGAUCUCAAGGAAGACGUCAAGAACGUGGGCCAAGCUGGGUCCAUCUACUCGGUCGUGAGCGCCCAACCCCCACCCGAGCAAUCGCGACGCAAGGCUCCUGCACGCAAGAAAGAGCUGAAGCUUGCCAUGCCCACCAAUCUGAUGAAUGGCCAGCCCAAGCCACAAGGGGCGGCAGCAAACUCGGGCAGCGCCAAUGGCGGUCGUGGUAACAGGAACAAGGGCAAGGGCAAGGGCAAGGGGUCGGACGCACCCGCCCCGGCAGGCAAGCAGGGCAAUCAAAAACAAGACAAGCCCAAGCAGGACAAGCCCAAGCAGGACAAGGUCGAGGGCGCCGGCAAGAACAACAAGGCAGCGGCAAACAAGAAAGCCGGCAAUAAUGAGAAAUCGGGCAAAUCCCAACAACAACAACAACAACAACAGCAACAGCAGCAAGGUGGCAAGAACACCAACAAGAAUCAAAAGAAGGAAAACAAGAGUGCUGAAGCCGAACAAACCAAAGCUCCUUCAACCGAGAGUACGGCCAAGCCACAGCCGCAGCGCGAGCCCCGACGCCGCCGCGAUCGCAACUCGCAGAAGAGCAGCGAUGUAGAGUCUGCAGACGCCGCCGCAGCGCCUGCCCCCAGCCAGAGUGUCGAAGCCUAACUAAUUUUUCUUUUCUUUUGAAGGAGUCUGUGGUUUUCCCAACCCCUUGCACUUCCCGAACCCGCAUCCACCACCCAGCUUGACGCCUGCCAGUCUCUGCCACUCUGUUCACCUUGAUGUGUUUCUCUGCUUUUUGACAAUAAUUCUUCUUUGACAUUGGCGGUUGCACACUUGCCGUCACUGGGAUGUCCCCAUCUUUUGACUUUUCUCCUGUCCCAGUUACAAAAGCCAACUCCUCCUUCUUUCCUUUAUUGUAUUUGUCCGUCGACCUGCACCCAAUCCACCCCUUUUCCG